This is a messenger RNA of Trypanosoma rangeli, 7071 nucleotides long. RefSeq lists its product as uncharacterized. Gene Ontology annotation, biological process: vacuolar acidification. Gene Ontology annotation, molecular function: protein binding. Gene Ontology annotation, cellular component: RAVE complex. Lineage: Eukaryota; Euglenozoa; Kinetoplastea; Trypanosomatida; Trypanosomatidae. The coding region runs from base 1 to 7071 and encodes 2356 amino acids. The record is from RefSeq and is a predicted model, not a curated record. The transcript has a single exon.
AUGCAUUCUAGGGACGUUUUUUUCCCGCAGCGCUGCAGCCACCUCGCCUGCGCGUUUAAUACAAGCGGAGAGCUGCGAGUGGCGAUGGCCUCGGCGGAUCGGCUUCUUUUUUUGAGGGAGGGGACGCUUUUUGCAUCUGGGCCACUUUUUGACGAUCAAAAAGCGAGACCGGCGGGAAGGGGAGAUGCUGCAGGGGACACGACUUUGCGCCAGCUUCGCUUCUGCCACUUCAGCGACGACAUGCGUGUAGCUGUGGUGGGGGCGAGGGGUGUGACCGUUGUGGACGUCUGCGAGGGCGAAAUGCGGCUGAAGUACAGACAGGUCCCGAAUGGCAACCACCUUGGCGCCGCUGCGGCGGGGCUGGGUGCGUACUCUCUUUAUUCUUCCGCAGUGUCAGCUCCGCUGCAGGGGGCACCAGAUUUCUUUGCGGCGCCGCGGUGGCUCACCGGAUGGGACGCAUCUGUGGGCCAUGAAGAGGUGCGUGAGGCGGUGGACGCGGAGUUUAUUGCACUUUCCACCCUUGCCAUAGUCUUCAGUGACGGGGCGGUGGUUGUCGACCUCGGCGCGGACGGUGACACGGUGAAGUGGCGCAUGUGGGGCUCCUACAGCGCACUGGCGGUGUGCCGCACGAACAUGCAUCUGGCGUUUGCGCUCCACGCCUCUGCGGUGGAGGUGUUUCCGCUGAAAGGGCGUCCGCGCUAUGGGGGCGUUUCGCCACCAUCGCCGCCGCCGGAGGAGAAGGAGCCGAGCCUCCUCUACUCCCCUUCGCGUCGGACGGCCUCCCUCACCUCGAAGGAUGCUGUACAGAGCGAUAAGUUUGCACUGCGCGGGGUGUCGGCGAGGCUGGGGCUCUGCAAAGUCACCACGAUCGAAUGGCACCACAUCGCCAGCCACACCAUUCUCUGCGUCACCUGUCAGGACCCGCACGACGGGCAGCUUUCCGUUGCUCUUUUUAGCGUGCAGUUUAUACCGGACGUGGGCGCAGCAACGCGGGGCAAAGUCGCGGAGGCCAUCGCCCCCGCCGACUACUCUACGAAGCGCAGAACAAGCGAUCACACACUUCAGCUUGUACUGUCUGGGACGGUAUCUCUUCGUGCGAUGUCGUCGUCGCUGCGCCCGCAGCUGGUGCCAAGCUUUUCACGCUCCCGCGACACAACCUCACUUAGUAACAAGCUGGAAUUCCUUUGCUUCGAUGCGGACGGCACGGUGCGCACCGUGUGUUACCGGUUUGGUCAACAGAAGCAGGGGGGGCUUCCGAAGCAGCGCUCCGCCGGGCAGAGGGCCACCAAACUGUUGCUUCCGCUACAAGACAAGUACGGUGACAUCGUUCGGGUGGAGGCGCUGCCCAUCUGGAAAUCUCGUGCGGUUGAUAUUGGCGCCUUAACGCCGCAGGCCGAGCAGCUCUUGCGGGCACGGAGGUAUCGCCUGGUGGCACACUUCGCCAACGGCAUGGUGGCGAAAGUGAUGCUAGACCUGAUAACGAGAGUGGUGCGUGUAGAGGCAUUUUUGACGCUUGGUGUGGACCCGCUGCCGCUGCAGCUCUCAACCUCGCGGGGCGCCGAUGGGGAGGUGUUGUUGCUGGGCCUCUCGCACGAGCGCGCGUUUGUCAUUGAGCAGGCGACGCGAAAUCACGGCGUUGUCGAGGCCACGCUUCUGGCGGUGUCACCAAUUCCUGUGGAGCUUCGCCAACGCAUGCAGGCGUCGCAGACGUGUGCCGCCACGACUCCCGCGGCUGUGGUCGCCGCUGCGGGAGACACGGGGGACGUCAAGGAAGCGGCGGUGAAACUUUUUAUGGAGGCGAAGUGUCCCGAAAAGGUGUGCAUGGUUCCAUCGCUUUUGAAAGCGUGUGGUGGGGAUGCUGGACGGCUGUUAACCCAACUGACGGCGAGGUACGGCCCACUCGAGCCACCAGUUGCGCCUCACACCAAGAAUUAUGAAAGCAGUGAUCCUGGCAGCGCCUUAGACGCACGCGGGAGUUUGCUCCCCGCCUCCGCCUCCGCCUGCUCCUAUUUGUCGUUGCAGGCGGGGUUUGGUCUGCAGCAAGUGCAGACCACUGUGGAGGGUUUCUGCUGCUCCACGCGGCAUGCAAUAAACAACAAGGAGGCGUGGUGGUGCAUUCCUGGAGCCCUUCUCGAGAGCUUUGCGGCGGCGCAAGGCGAACUACGUGUGCCCACGGCGCGAGUCCCUGCUACGGCGCCGCUGCAGUUGCUGACGGCCGCCCCCGUUGAAGGAUGUUGCCACUCCGACAAGAGUGCGGUGAAGUGUGAGUGGGUGGAGGGUAUCAACCGCAUCACUGUACGAGCCACAUCGCUGCCGGAUGACCCUCCCUUGUCUUUUCAGCCGUUUGCAUCCGUGACACGCUAUUGCGUAGAGGAGGCCAAGGCGAUUCGGCUCGCAAAUGAGUGCAUUGUUGUGGGUGUGAUGGGCACACUCUAUGACGCGGAGGCGAAACGGGUGCUAUGGCUCUACGGACUGGAUCUGCUCCGCAACGUCGCGGUGCCACCGGUGUUUGUCGUGGAGCUGCAGGUUGACGAUGUGGUGUCGUUUGCGCUAAGCUACGACGCCGAAGCUUUUACGUUGCGCCGCCACCGCCGCGGCACGAUCGAGCGGUGGGUGCGGGCCAUGACGGGUGGGGAGGACGGGUGCCACUGGGGGGCGGCUCCAGUGCUGGGGCAGGCCGGCUGGCAGGGCGAUAUUACGGCGAUGGCUCCAGUCUGGGUGGGGGACGCGGGUUCCAGCAGCGGUGGGAACACUCAGGUGGCGCACCUGCUGUUUUCUUCCGUCGAGGGUGCCUUUAUUCACGCCUGGAGCCCCGAGUCCACACCCCUGGAGACUUCCCUGCAACCGCGCCCCGGCAACUUCAGCUGUGAAGCGGUGGUGGAGGUGUAUAACCCCACGACACUCCUGGCGCUUCUGGGCAUGGGGCGGUGGCGGAUGGUGAAGUCUGUACUGGAAGACGUGCUCCAGCUGGCCCGUGCGAGGGCGGCGGAUGAGGUAGUCGCUGCCGCAGAAGACACCAACGACCCCCGCAUAUUGGCGCGGGAGUUUUGCCACAAUCCAGUGAGCAUCCGGCUCUGUGAGCAGUCUUCCGUAGCGCACGAGGACGUGGAUACCGCCAUUCUUGCCACCACCGUCGCUGCCUCACUUGACCGUGGCGCACAGACGCGGCGUCUCCUGGAGCAAGACGAAAGGGGUGCGGAUAACACUUCGCUGGGCAGCGAAUUCCCUGCGGACAUGCUCGAGGAGGUAAUGGAGCAGCUUUCCCUGGUGCGGCUUAGUGGACUUAGCAGCCAGGAGCAGUUGGGUCUUGUCUGCGUUGUGGAUGCCAUGCGGGCAGUGAUUUUGUCGACAGUUGGCAUGGACGCCGAGGCGUCAAGGUUUUUUUUUAUACACAAGCUACAUCAACUUUGUCGACGCCUUGGCGUGCGUGAGACUCUAGCGAGCAUCCUCCUUAACCCGCACAACGCAUUUCUCUGGGCGGCGCUCUCCGAUGCGCAGCCGCAGCUGCUGGAUGAGCUUCUGGGCAAAGGGGGUGCCGUGUCGUGGGCCGAGGUGGAGGCGGCUGGCGUGCCGUUUUGGAUGAAGUCGCUGCCGGGGCUGCGGUCCCUGGCGGAGCGGGUGGCACGGGGUCAGUACCAGGCAACAAAGGACGUGCGCGAGUGCGCCCUCAUGUACGUCCUCGCCGGGAAGGUUGGCGUGCUUGCGGCUUUAUGUAAGGCGGAGCAAAACGCGAAGCUGCACGCCUUCUUUUUGCGCAACUUCAACGAGGCAAAGAAUAAGGCAGCUGCCUCUAGCAAUGCGUUCGCAGCCGUGAGCAAGAAUAUGGUGUCAUACGGCGCCGCCUUUUUUCUUCUUGCCGGGGAACCCCGGAAUGCGGCCCAAGUUCUGCUGCAGCGCCAAGGCAGCAUUGCGCUUGCCCUGUUGGUUUUGCGUCUGGCCAGUAGUGACGAUUUGGAUGACUUGCUUUGGUUCAUGGAGCAGCGCCGCCGCGAGGAGGCGACGUGUGGGCCGAUGAAUGUCUGGGAAGAGGCGUGUCUGCUCUGGCGCUGCGGACAGCCUCGAGAGGCGCGUCUGCGGCUCGCGUGCCAUAUCCCGCAGUGUGUCAUGGAGGCUGCUGAAAUCUUGGGCCUGCUUCGGGACGAGCGACGACGCGUGCGGAGCGAGUCUCUCGCUCCUCUGCGGGAGCUGCUUUUGCAGAUGCAUCUGACGCAUCUUUCACACGCGACGGGGAUGCAGCUUCUGGCCAUAAUGGGCUGUCGCGAGGCGCAGACGCUGCUGGCGCAGGUGCGAAGUGCAAAGGAGGAGGAGACUAUACAGGCAGCGGCUCGAAGAACCGUCGCCGCACGCACCAAGGCCGAUUUCAACACCGGCACGCUGACAUUCCGCGGCUUCGACAUGGACGACGACGAUGAUGACGCGCAGGGAGCCGGGGGCGAAAGUAACAUUCCCGCCGCCUUCUCGUCGCUAACUUCUGCCGACAUUGUACAAGUCGGUUGUACGUCGUCUGCCAGCGACGAGGCGGCGGCAGGCCAGCUUGACCUUGUCGCGGCUGUGGCACUGGAGAAGGAGCUGCAGUGGACCGAGCAAAGGCUUUGCGGCACAGUCGCAGUGGACACAUGGACGGAGCCUAGUGACAGCGGCAGGGGGGCUCUGCAUGCGCUUGUCGUCUGCACUGCCCGCAUGGUGGUGGAUGCCGUCAGGCGUGCACCCGUAACCAUAGUGGAAGAUCGCCUGGCGGGUUUCUUGGAGGCACUGCUGGCGUCGCGGAAGUCGCGUGUCGAGCCGUCCUCUGGGAAGCUGUUCUCGGUACCUGUGCUGGGUAGUGUGGCUGCGCGCCUCGUCAUCGUCGCUGUGCGCCUGGUAUUGUUGUUUGUGGCGCUGCAGAAUACCGACUACGCACUGACGACUGCCCUGCUAGGGUUCCCAACGGUGGGGGGGGUCCUCAACGAGCAACACGCGGAGACAGCGACGCUGGAUUCUGUCCUGUUGUACGUGCGUGGGCUGCAGGCAGUCCUCAGCCGCGUACGGGUCAUGGCAUCGGAGCGACCAAAACAAGAUGAGACGGAGGCGGCCGCAACCCCCUCAGCAAUUGAGGUAUUAUUGCACACGGAGAGUGACAGUGACGCUGUACUUCAGGCUAAACUACACGAGGAGAAGCUCCGCGCGUUGCUGCUCCUCUGGGGUGCCGCCUUCCUGCAGCUGUGUGCACUAGGUGAACUGCGGGAGGAGGUACAUCGCAUACGCGACGUCUUGGCGAACUUCUCGCGGCCGCCACAGUACGCCCAACUCCUCCUGUGGCUGCUCGGCUGUCUGCUCUGCCGUACCACCUUGGCGUUCAACGCGGCCGCGUCACAGCUGAUUGGCCAUGUGGUGGCGGUGCGGCACCUCGACGACAGCAUCCUCACGAACUCCAACGGCAUCUUCAUUGAAGAGGAGCAGGAGCUGCUGCGGGUGGCGGAGCUGCUUGAGAACAACCUGCUCGCGGACUCUGACGACACUGAUUUACCGCUGCCACUGCAGACUGUCUCACUGGAUAUCUGCGUGGCCCGCUCAGAGUUCUUCUGGCAGCUUCCUCGCACCACCGCGAAAAUAUCCGCCGACACCGACAAUGUCGUGCGGCUACUGCGGGAGGCAACGCACGCACACGCCACGGCUCAUAUUCUCUAUGACCAGUUGAGUGACGGCGCUGUGGCGACGCUGCGGAGCAUGGAGGUGGCAUGGCUGCGGCGCUCUCUCACACACGCGAGCUUCCGCGAGUUUAUGCUGGAGGCGGGCCUUUGCGGCGGUUUGGCUGAGAUCACCACAACAGACCGGUUGGUGCUGCACCAGUCCUACUGCUCCAUCUGCUCUGUCGACUACGACCGCUUCAGCUGCGACAGCCUAGUCUGGGGCACCGACGCCGGCGCCGAGGUGGGCCACAACUACCGCGAAAUACUGGCAGGCGACAACGAGGCCGCGUUUCUGCGGGACAAGCCGGGUCGCAACAUUGUGACGGCGGCUCUGUCGGCCGGGCUGAGCGGGGAGCGGGGCGCUGGGACGGUAACCCCGCGGAGUGCGCACGUGCCGGUGCAGCGGCCCCGUCUCUCACACGCCGCUCACGCGCAGGUCGCGUCCCACCCACACCUCCCCUUCUUCCUCACGCGCCACAACGAUGGGUGCGUGGACUUGUACUCCUUCACCUCCACCGAAUGUGUGGCAACUUUUCUCUGCCAUGGCAGUCACGUGGUGACGGACAUCGCCUACUCGCCCAACGGGUACAUGUUUGCGGCGGGCCUGGCAGAUGGAACUGUGGCGGGGUGGCGUUUUGACCUCAGCACCCCGUCGGACGUGCCACUCUUUGUGCACCGCCUGCUUCCGCCUGAAGGGGUAAAGGCCGCGCUCUUUUUUGAGAACCAGCAGUCGCUGCUCCUGGUGGCCGGCUUUGAGUACGCUAAGGAAGAGAGCCUGGUGGGGAAGGCAACGAAGGGACGGCGCAGCAGCGGCGGAAACUCGCACAAGCGAUGCACAAAUGAUCGAGCCCGCCGCGUCGUUGGGGUAAUUCUUGUGGUUGAUCUUCUGCUGGAGGGAGGGACAUUGGUAGCGCGCCGCGAGCUGCCGUUCGUGCCGGAGUACGCGGUGCGCCUGACAGGCCUGGACCUCGUCCUCUGUGUCGCCGUCGACGGCCGGAUGCUGCUGUUUGAUGUGUGGAAGUCGCACCUGUACAUUCUCGGGGAUUCCCCGCACAUCGCCGUCUCGUGUGUUGCCGUGAGCAGCCACGACGACGUUCUUGCCAUCGGCACCGAGGAUGGGCACGCGCUGCUGCUGCGGUUCCGCACCCUUCUCGAGGUGAUGAAGGCUGCGUGCCUGGAGGAGGUGACGCCAUACGCCACCGCAGUCACCUAUGCCGUGGAGGAGAAUAUCCUCCACCGAGCCGCGCGUCUGCAGCUCGCGCCCGUGCUGAGGUCGCACUCAGGUGUUUCCUGCAUGGUGUUUGCCCCCUCUGUGCUGCUUGCCGGCCUCAAGGACGGUAAACUUGUCGCGGCGAUGCUUGUACCGCACGCCCUCCGCGAAGGCACCUCGCUACCGCCGUGA